Messenger RNA from Pelecanus crispus (Dalmatian pelican), 1364 nucleotides. The record is from RefSeq and is a predicted model, not a curated record. NCBI's taxonomy places the organism in Eukaryota, Metazoa, Chordata, Aves, Pelecaniformes, Pelecanidae.
CACUCUGGUCAUUACAGAAUACUGCUGCUAUGGUGAUCUUUUAAAUUUUCUGAGACGGAAACGAGAUUCAUUUAUUUGUCCAAAACAUGAAGAACAUGCAGAAACAGCAGUUUACGAGAACCUUUUGCAUCAGGCAGAUCCUGCGGCUGAUGUUGCCAGUGAGUACAUGGACAUGAAACCAGGAGUGUCAUAUGCAGUUCCACCAAAAGCUGAUAAAAAACGACCAGUGAAGUCUGGAACCUACACCGAUCAGGAUGUUACCCUUUCUAUGUUGGAAGAUGAUGAACUUGCUCUAGAUGUCGAAGAUCUACUAAGCUUUUCUUACCAGGUGGCAAAGGGCAUGAGCUUCCUUGCCUCCAAAAAUUGCAUUCAUAGGGAUCUGGCUGCAAGAAACAUUCUUCUAACUCAUGGUCGGAUAACAAAAAUCUGUGACUUUGGCCUGGCAAGAGAUAUAAGGAAUGACUCAAAUUAUGUGGUCAAAGGAAACGCUCGUCUUCCUGUGAAGUGGAUGGCACCUGAAAGUAUUUUCAAUUGCGUCUACACCUUUGAGAGUGAUGUCUGGUCUUACGGGAUUUUGCUUUGGGAGCUCUUUUCUUUAGGAAGCAGCCCAUAUCCAGGGAUGCCCGUGGACUCCAAGUUCUAUAAAAUGAUCAAGGAGGGAUACCGGAUGUUCAGCCCUGAGUGUGCACCACCUGAAAUGUAUGACAUAAUGAAGAGUUGCUGGGAUGCUGAUCCUUUACAGAGACCCACAUUUAAACAAAUCGUACAGCUGAUAGAGCAGCAGCUUUCAGAUAAUGCCCCCCGGGUUUAUGCAAACUUCUCAACUCCACCUUCCAGUCAAGGAAACGCUCCAGAUCACUCGGUGAGGAUUAACUCGGUGGGUAGCAGUGCUUCAUCUACUCAGCCUCUCCUGGUACAUGAAGAUGUUUGAGUGGCAUCUGGAAGAAGAGAGGCCCAGAUAUAUUAGCUGUUUGUAUUGUGCAGGGGGUGAGAGAGGGACGGCUUCAAUGAUUUCUCUUACUUUUACUCACUACUACCACUGUGUAGCUGAAAUGUUGUUGUAAUACUGUCCUUUACCACACACUGUUACACAUAAACUUAAUCUGCUGAGCACAGUUACAGGCAUCAUUGCAAUGUUAACUGAAGCUGUAUAUAUUUUGCUAUAUUGUGUGUAUUUGCAGUAGAGAGCCUGAUCUGAAGAAAAAAAAACAACCAACAAAAGAAAUCCUGAGCCAGGGUGUGGAAUGAGAUGACUGCAGAUCAGACCAAAUCUGUGGUGAUCCUUCUCUGGAUCCGUGCCUGGAAGGCAUACAGUCGUUUUCUAGUUAAUCUUGUUUUGCUGAAUUUAAGAAAUAAACGAAUAU